Carya illinoinensis is the source of this 1087-nucleotide messenger RNA. Its product is annotated as transcription factor bHLH162-like. Gene Ontology annotation, molecular function: DNA-binding transcription factor activity, RNA polymerase II-specific; protein dimerization activity; RNA polymerase II transcription regulatory region sequence-specific DNA binding. Bases 325 to 897 code for a protein of 190 amino acids. Lineage: Eukaryota; Viridiplantae; Streptophyta; Magnoliopsida; Fagales; Juglandaceae. Gene Ontology annotation, biological process: regulation of transcription by RNA polymerase II. The transcript has 3 exons. Gene Ontology annotation, cellular component: RNA polymerase II transcription regulator complex. The record is from RefSeq and is a predicted model, not a curated record.
UCGACUUUGAAAUUAAGGGAUGCUUCCUGGCCGGUCGUUCCGUUCACUCGCUUCUUUUUUUGAGCAUUUAAGUCUGAUCUUCUCCUUCCUUGUCGUUUUCUUUCCAAGAUUCAAAUCUAUUAUUUAUUAUUGAAUGUCUGUUGAUGACCAGGAAGCCUCUAUAUAAACUCUGAACAUUUCGAACUCAAAUCCUCCCCCUACACUUUCUUUCCCCCUAAACUUUGUGGUUGCAGAGGUUUCUUUGCUGCUGUAAGCUUUUUAAACGGUACACGCUAGCUGUUUGUGUAUGUGAUUUUUGAGGGGGAGAUCAGAGGGUACUUGAAGAUGAAGAAGAAUAUUGGUAGUACAGAUGAUCAAGCAUCGAAGCUUGAUAGAAAGACGGUGGAGAGAAACAGAAGAAUCCAUAUGAAAGGCUUAUGCUUUAAGCUUGCUUCUCUUAUUCCUACUUGUCAGUUCAAACCCUCCAGGGAAAUUGUUACACAGCUAGAUCAGCUCGACUAUGCCGCCUCCUAUAUAACACAACUGAGGGGAAAAAUAGAAAAACUAAAGCGUACGAAGGAGCAGCGAGCUGCUACAUCGAGCAGUUCAGGUAGCAGCAUCAUGAGUACUAACAUGAUUGAUCAUAACAUGAUGAUUGGAACAAGACAGCUUCCCAUCGUGGACGUAAGAGAUUUGGGUCCCUGUAUAGAGGUGAUUUUGAUAAGUGGGUUGCAGAAAAACUUCAUGCUUUAUGAAGUUAUCAACAUUCUUCAGGAAGAAGGAGCUGAUGUUGUCAGUGCGUGCUUUUACACUGCGGGUGAUAAAGUUUUCCAUACAAUUCAUGCUCAGGUCAAAAUUUCUAGAGUUGGGAUUGAGACUUCAAGGGUACGACAAAGAUUGCAUGAGUUGAUAUACUGAAAUGGGUUUCAAAUGGCAGACAUACCAAGUAUUGCAAGAAAGGGUUUUUGUUGCGUCAGUUUGGGUCGUCGCAAUAUGUGACCUGUAAUAGAUGCCAAAAAAAAAAUGGUUUGGUAAAGAAAACCAUUCAUUAACAUCCAUUAUUUUGCGCCGUAAAAAAGAAUAGAUCAAUGCAAAUAUCCUUAAUCUA